Molecule: messenger RNA, 1462 nt
Organism: Macrobrachium nipponense
Lineage: Eukaryota; Metazoa; Arthropoda; Malacostraca; Decapoda; Palaemonidae
Exons: 2
Coding region: 183-1217 (344 amino acids)
Source: RefSeq, a predicted model, not a curated record
AAGUAUUCUCCCAGUCAGAGUUGCCGAGUGUCUCUCGUCGUCCCGCUCACUUUACCACAGUCGGGAUAAUCUGCACCAAGGUGGACCUUGAAUCUACACGGCCAGUCAUCAGUCUCCUGUUGUGUUUGCUGCUUCCUCUGUUCCUGUUCCUGCUUCUUUGAUUGUAGCAUCUUCCACUAAACAUGUUCACCAGCGUCAUUGAAUCACUGAAAUGCUCCGUUCCACAAGAACUUCAGGCAGGAGUCUUAGAAACAUGUCGGUCUUUCGAAGAGAGAGAGAGAGCGCGGCAGAAGAGAGGAAGAAACCCCAAGACAUCUUCGAAUGAAUUUCAAGAUUCUGCCUCAGGCGCUGAAGGUAAGGACGCCAUGGUAGAGGAAUCCUUCAAUGUCCCAGUCGCGAUAGCCGAAGUCAUGAUGCAACUGUGGUCGGGCAAGAUGUACAGGUACGUCGAAAACCUCAUUUUGACCAAAGCCAUCAGAGAAGGAUAUUUUGAAAGUGGACAGAGAGCCUUCGUGCAUGCCCUCGAUGGUGACUUGGAAGAGCAAGAGGAGGAAAAGGGACGUCACCCGGAUUGGGUUAUCAGAAACCAAGACGAGACGAUCAUUCGUCUCGUCUGGGAGAUGUUCAACAUGAAGCAGCACUUCGACGAGGUUCGGAAUCAUCGCCACUGGAUCAAGAAAACCUACUCCAGGCUGAAGGGCUUCCUUCCCGAGCUUUCCCCUGAGACUAUUGACAGACACGACCUGACUAAGUACGCCUUCAGCCAAGCCAUAGGAUACACCCUCAAAUGGGUCCAUGGAAUCAGUCAUCCGAUUUGGCACGCCGCAUGCACAUUGCACAUCUAUAACGAACCACAUCACAAAGAAAUGUGGUCUGAGAGAGACACGACGAAACAGAAGCGUAACAAACUGGAAACGUGGCUUUGGGCUGGUUCUCCCUUGAGUCAGGAUUGUUGUCACGAUGGAGAAGGAGUCCUUCCCGUCGACUGCCAGGGACAGCAGCAGCAGCAGAAGCAGCAGUUCCCUGUGUCCUUUCUACUCGAGUCAGUCGUUGACAUGGCGGCGGUUGAAUGGGAGAGAAAGAAGGGCUGUAGAGAGGACAUUACAGAAGCGGAAUUGGUGACACUUGAAGAGAAGUACCUGAAGAGUUACGACAAAGACCAGUAUGAUAUCAUAACAAAUACAAUUCAUAGCAUUAAGACAUCAUCGGGAUCUUAGCUGGCCCUUACCAGCAGCACCGGGUCUCAUGAGAUUUUUUGUCUUUAGCACGUCGUCAUCUGUAAGAGUCAGCAUCUGGCAAACCAAAGCUUGUGUUUGGAUCUCGAAAUGAACGUUUGGAUAAAAGCUUUAAUUAGCAUUUUAGGACAGUUGUCUCGGUACCUGAUCGCUACAUGAUCUGUCGACUCGACGCUCACUAUAGCGAUUGUAGUUAUGAAUAGGUUUAUAUAUGUAUAUAUAUAUAU